This is a messenger RNA of Purpureocillium takamizusanense, 1374 nucleotides long. RefSeq lists its product as uncharacterized. Gene Ontology annotation, cellular component: transcription regulator complex. The record is from RefSeq and is a predicted model, not a curated record. Gene Ontology annotation, molecular function: RNA polymerase II cis-regulatory region sequence-specific DNA binding; DNA-binding transcription factor activity, RNA polymerase II-specific. The coding region runs from base 604 to 1338 and encodes 244 amino acids. The transcript has a single exon. Lineage: Eukaryota; Fungi; Ascomycota; Sordariomycetes; Hypocreales; Ophiocordycipitaceae. Gene Ontology annotation, biological process: positive regulation of cellular response to amino acid starvation.
CACCAGCUUCAUUCACGAAGCGACCAGCAACUUUUCUCAUCGCCCACCAAGGGAACGGAACUUUCUCCUCCGUCUCCUGAUACCCCCAAAACCACUUCUUCCUCCAUAUAAAGGAGAAGACGCACCUGCCUCUCCAGAUCGAGGGAGAGGCGCCGUACCUUGAGCCAAUGGACGCGACCGCAGACAACACCGCAGUCGCAGCUCGCCAGCAGAUCGUGGGCUUCUUCAGGCCGCAGCAGCGAAAGAUCCCAGACCCACCCUGGUAACGAACCGCCGUGGUGGUCCCUGUUCCUCCCAUACGACCUUGGGGACGACGACGCCGAUCCUGCUGCUGCGCUCCUACUCGAUUCCUCCCUCUCUUCCUCCUCUCUCUGGCCGUUGGACGAAGACGCCGCGUCGGGGCUGUACUCAGAACAUCAGUUCGUCAAUGACAACGAUUACAACAACAAUAGCCCCUUCCAGCUCAGCCCGCUCGACUUUCUCGAGUCGGCACCCACCUCCAACAGCGCCUCGCUCCAGUCAUCCCCCGAGGAGCAGCUCAUCCAGGAUAUCCUCGGUCUGAGCCCGACGGACGGGCCCUUUGCCGCCGCUGACGAACAGGACAUGGCCGCCAUGGGGCUCUUCGGCCCGGUGCACAGUCACGGCCUGGAGCCGAGCGGUAGGCCCUCCUCGGCUAUAUAUGCCCGUGGGCAGCAGCAGCCGCUUGCAGACUCUCCAGGUGAUGGUGAUGGACACGUUCAACAUCACCAUCACCACGACCUGUUUGCCCACGACAGCCACCAGCACGCCUUCCUGGGCGGCGCCUCAGCCGGCCUCCAGCACCAUGGCAUCUCCCGCCUCCUUCAUCCCCUGCAGGAUCACCACAUCACCCGAAGCAACAGGACCACCACCACCACCACGACCCGCGCGAAUCACCACCAGCCAUUCUUCGCACAAGCACCUGACGCGGCCACCCUUACGGUCGACUCCUCCUCUUCUUCAACCUCCGCCACGCCAGCAUCCUCCGUCCAUGCCUUAUCUCGCACACAGUCUCACCAUCAGCAGCAGCUGCAGCAGCAGCCGCAAAGCGGUCUCGCCGCCACCUCCCCGUCCAGCACCGGCUCCAACAAGCGCAAGCAGUCGGACUCGCCCCCUGUCGAUGAAGACGCUCAGACGGUCCUCAAGCGGCAACGCAACACCAUGGCGGCCCGCAAGUAUCGCCAGAAGCGUCUCGACCGCAUCUCGGACCUCGAGCACGCCCUUGGCGAAGUGACGGGUGAGCGGGAUGAGCUGAAGCUGCAGCUGGCGAGACGUGAGGCUGAGGUGGAGGCAUUGCGUGAGAUGCUGGCUCGGAAGUAGAGAGGAAUUGUACAAAGAAAGAAAGCAACAAGAGCG